This is a messenger RNA of Cyprinodon variegatus (sheepshead minnow), 1698 nucleotides long. It is a transcript of the gene klhl32, whose product is annotated as kelch like family member 32. Bases 1 to 1698 code for a protein of 565 amino acids. NCBI's taxonomy places the organism in Eukaryota, Metazoa, Chordata, Actinopteri, Cyprinodontiformes, Cyprinodontidae. The transcript has 9 exons. The record is from RefSeq and is a predicted model, not a curated record. Gene Ontology annotation, molecular function: protein binding.
AUGACGGUGUCCGUCUCCUGGAGAAAAUCAUGGGGCUCACCUUCUGUGGGCAAUACCAUUCUUGUGGCUGGGUUGAUUGAGGCCAUGUUCAGUCUGUGUAUGGUGGAGAGCGAGGCAGAUGAAGUAACCCUGCAAGGAGUGACCAGCGUUGGACUAAAGCACGCUUUAGAUUUCGCCUACACCGGACAGAUUCUGCUGGAGCCGGCUGUCAUCCAGGAUGUCCUGUCUGCGGGCAGUCACCUUCAGCUGCUGGAGCUCCUCAGCCUCUGCUCAAGCUACCUCAUCCAGGAGCUAAGCAGUGUGAACUACCUGGAGCUGUACCGUGUGGCCGACCUCUUCCAUCUCCCUGCCUUGGAGGAGGCUGUGGUGGCUUUCCUGGUGGAACAUCUGUCUGAGCUGAGCCAGAGCCGACAAGACGAAGCCCUGCAGCUGCCCUACCGCCUCCUCAGGGAGGUGCUGAAAAGUGACCGCCUCACCUCUCUGAGCGAGGAGGAGAUAUGGAAGUUGGUCGUUCUCUGGCUAGAACACGACUAUCGCUGCCAGUACGCUGAGGAUCUCCUGCAGCUCGUCCGCUUUGGCCUGAUGGACGUCCCCUGCUUGCACCACCUGGCCCACACCUCCCCUCUACUCCAGUCCUGCCCCACUGCCGCCGCCCUGUUGGAGGAAGCCCUGGACUACAACCACGCCACCUUCUCUCAGCCGCUCCGCCAGUCAGCCAUCACCAGGCCACGCUUCCAGUCCCUCACCCUCUAUAUAGUCGGGGGAAGAAAGCGGGAGGUGAGCAGAGUCAGGGAGCUGCGCUACUUCAACCCGUCGGCACAGGAUCACGUACGGGUGGGAAGAGGGUCGAACUGGAGCGAGAUGGCGCCCAUGCCCACGGGGCGCAGCCAUCACUGCGUGGCUGUGAUGGGGAACUUUCUGUUUGUUGUGGGCGGGGAGGUGGAGCACGCUACUGGGAGGACGUGCGCAGUGAGGACCGCAUGUAGAUACGACCCCAGGAGCAACAGGUGGAUUGAGAUAGCUCCCAUGAAGGCGUGCAGGGAACACUUUGUACUGGGAGCUCUGGGUCAGUACCUGUACGCUGUGGGGGGCAGGAACGAGCUGAGGCAGGUGCUUCCCUCUGUGGAACGCUACUGUCCCAAGAGGAACAAGUGGAUGUUUGUGCAGCCCUUCGACCGCUCACUGUCCUGCCACGCCGGCUGCGUAGCUGAUGAUCUGCUCUGGGUCUCAGGCGGCGUUACGAACACAGCCCAGUACCAGAACCGGCUCAUGGUUUACGACCCGGAGCAGGACCAGUGGCUGGCCCGCAGCCCCAUGCUGCAGAGGCGCGUGUACCACGUCAUGGCGGCCGUGAGGAGGCGGCUCUACGUGCUCGGCGGGAACGACCUGGAUUACAACAACGACCGCAUCCUGGUCCGUCACAUCGACUCCUACGACAUGGACCUGGACCAGUGGACGCGCUGCUCCUUCAGCCUGCUCACAGGUCAAAAUGAGUCUGGAGUAGCCGUCCAUGAUGACAGGAUUUAUGUGGUGGGAGGAUACUCCAUUUGGACCAACGAGCCUUUGGCAUGCAUUCAGGUGGGAGCUGUGACACUUACGAGUUUUUCUACAGUCGGCUCAUCACAGGGAAUCUCUGACCUGAGCCGCAUCGCAGGACAAAAGCCGCUCUGCCGUCAGACGAGGCUGCAAAAUGACUAG